GGUGUGAGUAUGUGUUUGGAUGAGAGUGGAAGCAGCAGAGAUUGAGGGCAUGAACAAAGCUAAACUUGUUUUUCUCGUUCUGACAUUUUCUUAACCAGGUAGGAAGUCUUCUUGUAAACAGCAAAGUUUAGUGUAGAAGCAUUCAGACACUCGUCCGUCUUUGUGACUGUGUCUUGGAUUUGAAACCCGAACCACAACAGAAGAUGUCAGCAAACCCCCCCCAGGUCAUGCCCCGGAGGUCCUCAGGUGCUCGAGUUACUCCCAAAGAACAGCCUCUGGGUGGAUUGGUUAUUCAUUCUGAACCUGGGCGAGAAAAUGGCACGAACAGGGAGUCAAAUGACUCAACUCAAGGGAACGCAGAAAGAGAAGUGGAGAUCCUAAAUCACUGCUUUGAAGAUGUGGAGAAGUUCAUUGCCCGUUUGCAGCAAGCAGCUGAGGCCAAGAGUAUUCUAGACCAAAGGGCAAAGAAGAAAUCCCGGAGCACCAAGAAGGGGAGCAAAGAGACAGGUGAUUUUUUGACAAAGAAAGCCUGCCCCCCAUCGGAGGAAGAAUUCACUUCAAUUUUUCAGAAAAUCAAAUACUCCCUGUGUCUGCUUCACCGUCUCCAAGCCUCCAUCGCACAACCGUCACCCUCAGAGCUGCUGCACCACGUAUUUUUGCCUCUUCAAUUGCUUGUGAACACAACUGGAGGGACAACAAUGGCUGCAUCUGUGGUCAGUCCAGGCAUGACCAAAGGUGCUGUUGCAAUGCUCCAGAACGAUCUGACUGCAGAAAACAAACAGCUGUGGACUUCUUUAGGAACCAACUGGACCUCCCCCUGUUCGGACAUCAGUGCUUCCACUUAUGCACCAGUCUUUUUGGAUGGGUGGCAGCCUCCUAAAUGUGACUCCACUGGUAAGAUAUUCCAAGAUCCCAUUCAGCUGCAGUUCAAACAUGAGGCUGCUAUGGAGCGUCAGCAGACACGGAGCCUACAGAAACCUAACGCACAAAACCACGGGGAAGCCGCUGAUACAGUAGAUGGAAAUGGACUGGCACCUGAGGGCACUAAAUAUUACCGCUGCAGUUAUGACUUUGUGGCCAGAAACAGCAGUGAACUCUCUGUGCUACAAGGAGAAAUACUGGCGGUAAUUAAUUCAACAAAGCGCUGGUGGAAGUGUCAGAAUCACUACGAUCAGAUAGGAUUUGUUCCCUACAACAUUCUGGAACCGGCACCUGACCAACACUUUCCAGAGAAACCCAAGACCAGGACUGCCUCUCAAAGUCAAACAAGCCCACUCAGUAGCAGUCCUGCAGCUUCUAGCACAACAGGCCAAGGACAGAUGAUGCUAAUGCCUCCUUCAAAUGCACCAGGAGAGGAGAGUGGACGAGUCUUGAUAAUGAAUGAUGAACUUCUGAGGAAGUUGGCUGAGAAGAGAGCCUCAGUUCACGAGGCAGACGGUCCUUCCACUCCAACGUCUCCUCAGCUGAACUAUCACUCCCAACCUACUGAGGUGAAGGCCUGGCUCACCGCCAAAGGCUUCAGCCAGGAAGCGGUCCACAGUUUGGGAAUUUUGAACGCAGCUCAGCUGUUCUCCCUAACUGAGGAGGAGCUGAGCACAGUGUUACCAGAAGAAGGCUCAAGCGUUUACAGCAGCAUUUUGAUCGAGAAGGCCCUCCUCGAGGAUAUACGCAAAGCUUCAGAGCAGCAAGCGUAGGCGGAAGAUGCGGAUGUUCCUACAUACCAGCAGAUGCAUUUGGGUGUAAAUAUGGUCAACUCAGAAUAAAACUUGCUGAUAUUUCUCACAUGUGCAACUAACAAAUGAACAAAAGACUCAGUGUUUUAUCAAAUUGAAUUCUUUGAUUUUUGUCAACUAUAGGCAGUCUUCACUAACAACUUUUGCAUUUACCAUCCAUAUUAAUAUUAUAAAACAGAUUUACAACUUUGCAUGAUGUUCUGAAACUCAUAACAUGUACAGCUUAAUUAAAAAAAAGAUGUUGCAAGAAGCA
Oryzias latipes (Japanese medaka) is the source of this 1986-nucleotide messenger RNA. RefSeq names its product EPS8 signaling adaptor L1a (gene eps8l1a). Gene Ontology annotation, biological process: regulation of Rho protein signal transduction; positive regulation of ruffle assembly; Rho protein signal transduction. Gene Ontology annotation, cellular component: vesicle; ruffle membrane; plasma membrane. NCBI's taxonomy places the organism in Eukaryota, Metazoa, Chordata, Actinopteri, Beloniformes, Adrianichthyidae. The record is from RefSeq and is a predicted model, not a curated record. Gene Ontology annotation, molecular function: actin binding.